GACCUGAGGACUGUCCUCCGGUUCAGCUCCCUGUGAACCCAAAGAGGGCUACUUUCUCUUUAAAUGCAAAUCACCUCCAGCCAGCUUAGCUCCCACGAGCUCUAGCUCCAAGGAGGAGAGAGAAAGCAAGGUAGAGAGAGAUUACAAAGAAGCUCCAUUCCUCAUUCCAGACCCCAAACCUCCAGGCCUAAGGUCCAACAAGCACACCAUGGAUGACAAAAAGAAGAAGCGGAGUCCUAAGCCCUGCCUGGCCCAGCCAGCACAGGCCCCGGGCACACUCCGGAGAGUCCCUGUGCCCACCAGCCACAGUGGUUCCUUAGCCCUGGGACUCCCUCAUCUGCCAUCACCCAAGCAGCGAACCAAGUUCAAGAGAGUAGGCAAGGAGAAAUGCCGACCGGUGCUGGCUGGAGGUGGGGGCGGCUCUGCAGGCACACCCCUGCAACACUCCUUCCUGACCGAAGUGACAGAUGCCUAUGAGAUGGAGGGGGGACUGCUGAACUUGCUCAACGACUUUCAUUCGGGCCGCCUGCAGGCCUUUGGGAAGGAAUGCUCCUUCGAGCAGUUGGAGCAUGUGCGGGAGAUGCAGGAGAAGUUGGCCAGACUGCACUUCAGCCUGGAUGUGUGUGGGGAGGAGGAGGACGAGGAAGACGACGACGAUGGGGUCACGGAGGGCUUGCCUGAGGAGCAGAAGAAGACAAUGGCUGACCGCAACCUGGACCAGCUGCUUAGCAAUGUGGGUCAGAAAGCUGGCUAUUUUGGAUCCUCGGGACACCAAGGGUGGAGAGGGCACAGGCUCCCAAGUCUCCCAGUGAAAAGUUGGGGGUACAUGAACCCAAGAGCUGUGAGCUCCUCAAGCUGAACGGGUAGGGCUUCCCCCUAAGAUCCACAUUUGUUCUGGGUUCCCUCCUGACAUAAGCCUCCUUUUCUCUCUAUUGACAGCUAGAAGAUCUUAGCAAUUCCAUGUAUCCUUUCCAAGGGCCUUAAUAGGGCUCAUGUGUCUUUCAGGAGAGAGAGAAAUGAGGGAUGGGAAUCAGUUUCUCCCUCCCUGCCUCCCUUUCUGCGUAUUCAUAACGUAACAAAUAUUCCCAUCUCCUGCAGUCCUGACUAAAGAGUUAGUCACAAACUAUCCCCACUUGAGAAGAGGAAUGUAGAAUUUCCCAAAUCCUAAGAGAAAAACAUCAUGUGUGGUGGCACAAAACUUUAAUCCUCGCAUUCAAAAAGCGGAGGCAAGCCCUGGCAUGAUUAAAAUCUUUGAAGCUGACACAAGGCUAGUGAUGUUCUCCUACCCUUUCAGCUUUUCAUAAUGAUCCUUACUUAGAUUGUGGCCUGGUGUGGUGGCACUGGACACACACACACAGCGCCUGUGCAGGAUGGGAAGGCAGGUGGAAACACUGGGGUCCAAAGCGUCACAGUCCUUGACUG
This is a messenger RNA of Peromyscus californicus insignis, 1422 nucleotides long. RefSeq names its product coiled-coil domain containing 28B (gene Ccdc28b). Lineage: Eukaryota; Metazoa; Chordata; Mammalia; Rodentia; Cricetidae. The record is from RefSeq and is a predicted model, not a curated record. The transcript is spliced from 4 exons. The coding region runs from base 209 to 859 and encodes 216 amino acids.